Molecule: messenger RNA, 2536 nt
Organism: Myotis daubentonii (Daubenton's bat)
Lineage: Eukaryota; Metazoa; Chordata; Mammalia; Chiroptera; Vespertilionidae
Gene: HDHD2
Product: haloacid dehalogenase like hydrolase domain containing 2
Biological process (GO): dephosphorylation
Cellular component (GO): cytoplasm
Molecular function (GO): phosphatase activity
Source: RefSeq, a predicted model, not a curated record
GGCGCAUGCGCGGAGAGGGCGCGCGCCGCUUCCGCCGGGCCCCGGGUGCGCCGGGCUGUGGUUGCCCAGGGCUGGAGCGCGGCUCGCAAGCGUCCCUGGUUCUUCGGCACGUGCCCUUGGACUGUAUGUCGAAGCUGGAGUCCUUCCCGGUUACGUGGUACUUCUGUAAUGGUUAGGUUUGUGACCAAUACAACCAAAGAGAGCAAGAGAGACUUACUGGAAAGAUUGAAAAAGUUGGAGUUUGAUAUCUCUGAAGAUGAGAUAUUUACUUCUCUGACUGCAGCCAGAAAUUUAGUAGAGCAGAAACAAGUCCGGCCCAUGCUGCUAGUUGACGAUCGGGCACUACCUGAUUUCAAAGGAAUACAAACAAGUGAUCCUAAUGCUGUGGUCAUAGGAUUGGCACCAGAACAUUUUCAUUAUCAAACUCUGAAUCAAGCAUUCCGGUUACUCCUGGAUGGGGCACCUCUGAUAGCAAUCCACAAAGCCAGGUAUUACAAGAGGAAAGAUGGCUUAGCCCUGGGGCCCGGACCAUUUGUGACUGCUCUGGAGUAUGCCACAGAUACCAAAGCCACAGUAGUAGGAAAACCAGAGAAAACAUUCUUUUUGGAAGCACUGCGGGGCACUGGCUGUGCACCUGAGGAGGCCGUCAUGAUAGGAGACGAUUGCAGGGAUGAUGUUGGUGGGGCUCAGGAUGUUGGCAUGCUGGGCAUCUUAGUAAAAACUGGAAAAUACCGAGCAGCAGAUGAAGAAAAAAUUAGUCCACCUCCUUACUUAACGUGUGAGAGUUUCCCUCAUGCUGUGGACCACAUUCUGCAGCAUCUACUGUGAACCAUUGUGUGAAUCAGAAGCAACUUGAAAUGCAGCUUUUCAUCGUCUGGAAUGAAUUCCUUACCAACUCAGCACCAGCACAGGCAGACACAGCCCCCAGCGCUGAGAUGUGUAACCCUCUUGUAUUGUGCACUAAUUAGAAAGAAAGGUAUUGAAUUACAGCUAGCCACUAAGCCUUGCUUAUCUCUUUUGUUGUAUUUUGUAAAAGAAGAUGAGACCUGAAGAAAAGGAAAGCUGAGAUUUUAUGCCCUGCCUUUUAAAAUAUUCAUCAGAUUAGGCAGGGCUGGGAGGGAGAAGCUACUGCAGGGAGUCGAGUUCUCUGCUGUCUCCACACUGCUAAAUUGGGAGGGUGGGUUCAGAUUGUGAAUGAAGUUGAAAGAUGCAUUAUGCUAUAGUUUUAAUAUUCAGUUCAGCUGUGAAACCCAUCAAAAGUGCCAAGUGGAGUACAAGUCAGAAGAAGCAAAAUAAAUUGUCCUUUAGCCCAAGUGAUUGAAUGAAUUUGCUUUAACGGAUGUUGAAAACUAGAUUAUCUGGAGUAUUAUUCCCAGCACGGAUGACUUCUUUUUCUCUUCAUUAGCCAGAGAUGACUAAUUUAAAUUUAGAACCUGAUUUUAAUUUAAAAUAAUAUUUCCAUUAAUAACCUAUUCAUUGCAGAUACCUAUUAUAGUGUGUAACAGUUGUUUUGGAAAUUUUAUGUAAAAUUAAAACUAUCAGUAUUUUACAGAUGUUUUAAUUAGACAUUGUUAUUAACAGGAACAGUGCAGAAACUAAAAUCAAGCCUUUAAUGUCUUAUAGACCAUGCAUUUUUGAAGUUAGUGUCCACGAGGGUCCUAUUUACUGUACAUUUGCAAGAUUUCAUUAUUUUUGCCUCUGACACUAUGGGAAAAAUCUUUUAGAAGCUAUUGGGACAGAUUCAGGCUUUUAUGUACUUGGUUACUACAGCUGUAAAAUGAAAUCUCGUCUGGUAGCAUGGAUUAUUCUUCUCAUGUUAAACCCACCAAAAUGAAGGGGACUAAGUAGGUAAUGAUUUUCCUAAUGCAUUUGCAUACUGUGAUAAUCCUGGGCCUUUGCAAUUGUGUUACAGGACUCUUGGGCAUUGAAUUAUUAGCAUGUAAUUGUACAUCAUUGUAGUGUUCACCUUAUUGAAGCACACACUGAUGUUAAUGAGCUUUGGGUUUUGAUUCUUGUUUAGAUAUCAGCUUGGUCUUAGAUGGGAGGGAGCAAAGCUCAAUAAAUGGGAGCUCCUCUCCUUGUCUCCUUUUGUAGUUUGGUGAUCACUCUUCUUGUUUUUGCAGAUGCCCCAACUUGGUACCUAAACAUCCUAGAGAUAGAUGUGACAGGACCACAACCCUAGAUUGAAAGAUGAGUGAGUGGCAGAGAGCAUAGAUUUGGGAGCCAUCCAGCACCUAACUAGUUCUGUAAUCCUGGGCAAGUGAUCUAGCCUGGCAUGCCUCCUUUCCCUUAUCUGUAAAAGUGGAGAUAACGAUCAUGCCCACCACAUAGGCUUGUUGUGAGGGUUAAAUUCAUGUUCAUACAUUAAGUACUUAGAACAGAAUCAAGCAAAUGCUAGAUAUUGGUGGUGGUGGUGGUGGUGGUGGUGAUGUAGCAGUAUCCACAAUGUUUAACAAUGUGGAAAGGGUUGGUGGAAUUCCUCUCUAUAGUUCCUACAAUGGGGAAAGUCUUCCUGCGAGUUUUAAAAAAAAAGAAA